GGCGGCGGCGGGGCGGGCGCGGCGGCGGCGGCCGGUGUCGUUCGCGCGGUGUCGGUCGCUCGGUGUCGGUCGGCGGCGGGGCCAGGAUGACGGCGAACGGGACGGCGGAGCCGGUGCAGAUCCAGUUCGGGCUGAUCAACUGCAGCAACCGGUACCUGACGGCGGAGGCGUUCGGGUUCAAGGUGAACGCCUCGGCCGCCAGCAUGAAGAAGAAGCAGAUCUGGACGCUGGAGCAGGACGGGGAGGACUCCAGCGCCGUCCUGCUCAAGAGCCACCUGGGCCGGUACCUGGCGGCCGACAAGGACGGGCGGGUGAGCUGCGACAGCGAGGAGCCGGGCCCCGACUGCCGGUUCCUGGUGCUGGCCCACGGCGACGGGCGGUGGUCGCUGCAGUCCGAGCCCCACCGCCGCUUCUUCGGCGGCACCGAGGACCGCCUCUCCUGCUUCGCCCCCGCCGUCUCCGCCGCCGAGAAAUGGAGCGUCCACCUGGCCAUGCACCCCCAGGCCAACCUCUACAGCCUGGCCCGCAAGCGCUACGCGCACCUGGGGCCCCGCCGCGACGAGCUGGCCGUGGACCGCGACGUGCCGUGGGGCGUGGAUGCGCUCAUCACCCUCCUGUUCGUGGAGCAGCGGUACAGCCUGCAGAGCUGCGACCACCGCCUGCUCCGCAGCGACGGCCGCCUGGUCCCCGCCGCCGAGCCCGGCACCGCCUUCACGCUGGAAUUCCGCUGCGGAAAGGUGGCCUUCCGCGACGGGGAGGGCCGCUACCUGGCCCCCUCGGGGCCCAGCGGCACCCUCAAGGCGGGCAAGAGCGCCAAGGUGGGCAAGGACGAGCUCUUCGCGCUGGAGCAGAGCUGCCCGCAGGUCGUGCUGCGAGCCGGCAACGAUAGGAAUGUCUCCACCCGGCAAGGGAUGGACCUUUCUGCCAACCAGGACGAGGAGAGUGACCAGGAGACCUUCCAGCUGGAGAUCAACAAGGACACCAAGAAAUGCGCCUUCCGUACCUACACCGGGAAGUACUGGACCCUCACCUCCAACGGGGGCAUCCAGUCCACCGCCUCCACAAAGAACGCGAGCUGCUACUUCGACAUCGAGUGGUGCGACAAACGCAUCACCCUGAAAGCUGCCAACGGCAAAUAUGUGACAGCAAAGAAGAACGGGCAGCUGGCAGCCUCCAUGGAGACAGCAGGCGAGACGGAGCAUUUCGUGAUGAAGCUGAUCAACAGGCCCAUCAUCGUCCUGCGCGGCGAGCACGGCUUCAUCGGCUGCCGCAAGGUCACCGGCACGCUGGACUCCAACCGCUCCUCCUACGACGUCUUCCAGCUGGAGUUCAACGACGGCGCCUACAACAUCAAGGACACCACUGGGAAGUACUGGAUGGUGGGGAACGAGUCGUCCGUCACCAGCAGCAGCGACACCCCCGUGGACUUCUUUUUUGAGUUCUGCGACUAUAACAAAGUGGCCAUCAAAAUCAAUGGCAAAUACCUGAAGGGCGACCACGCCGGGGUGCUCAAGGCAUCGGCUGACACCAUCGACGCCUCCACCCUCUGGGAAUACUAAUGCACUUUAGGGUACCUCCCGUUGCCAACUUCUCUUUCCCUUCCUGUCCUCUUUUCCUUUGGGUUCUGUUUCUCCUCUCUGUAACAGGAUUUUCAGACUGGCUUGCCCUUCCCUCCUGCCAUAGAGUUGGUGCGUUAUGUGGGAGGUGGGUCUCCGUAAAUCCCUGUAAGAACUGGAAAAGUGGUGGGGCUGCCUGCCUAUAGCUUUCUAGAGGGGUCUGUCUCUAUCCCCCCAUCCCUGCCUCCCUCCAGGUUUGCUGGGCUUGGAAAUGGCCAAUCCUCCUCCUGGCCCUGAGCAUCACCUUAGGUAGUUUAUGUUCCUCUCCUCGAUUAAAAAAAGGGAAUAAGAUCACCUCUGUGCUCGCUUCUGCCAUAUCAGCACUGGCACAGCCUCAGACUGUGCUGCCAGUGUCGCCUGGAGCAUCUGUCCUGUCCUGCCCUGCUCCAGUCAGGGGUGGAGCGAUGGUGCUGGGCUCAGCUGGCACAGCUGGCUGGUCCCAGCAGCUUCUCUCCCCUCCUGGACCGUGGGGCAGGUCCAUCCCCAGCUGAGCUGUAAGAGGUGACCUUACAUAUCACAGCAUCCCUGGGCAUGGCGCUGGCGUGUGCCAGCACUUCCCUGUGGAAGGGCCAGCAAGCUGCCCCUCCCAAACACCUGGAAAUGAUUCUUUAGGGUGAUCCUGGUCUGGAAAGCCUCAGCCUUUCAUCUCAUGGAGCCCCGUGCUCCUCCUGUCCCUCCACCCCUCCUUGUGCUUCUGGCCCUGGAGGAGCAUCCCAGACCCUGAUGGUGGGUCCAGUCUGGCCCGAGGCUGGUCCUGCUGGUGUCCUGGAGGGGAGGCUGUGGGGGGACACAGAGCCAGCCCGUGCCAGGGCGGGGGCUCCACCCAGCCCAUCUCCCGUGGGCUUGGUCCCGGCAGGAGCCGGGCUGCCCGACGUGAUCUCCCCGGGGCAGUGGCUGGAAGCAUAAACUGCAGAUUUUGGUUUACAGAAUAGAAAAGUUCCUUAGCAAACUUUGCACAGUGAUAUUUGCUCAGUACCUUUGAUGUUGUUUUUUUCUCUCUCGUGAAAUACUGGAACAGUGAAGCGAAUCACUGAACACCUAAUGCUGAAUUAGGAAGCGCCCGCUCCUGCGGGCACCCCGAGGGGGCAGCUCCCGGUCCCACCACCCCCAGGGCACCUGGGCUGGGCUCUCAUGAAUUGCAACCCUACUGGAAAAGGAAAAAAGAAAAAAAAGACCAAAACAGUAUUUUUGUUAGUCUCUAUUUAUAUAUGCUCUCCAUGGCACUGUGUGACCAGCUGUUGUCUGUACUAGGUCUGCAUUAGAGUUUGACGCUGUCUGUAGCGGGUGAUGCUGCGUGUUCCUUAGGGUGUUGAAAGGCACUUUAUCCUUUGGGGCCUGCCCAGGGCCGGUAUCUGCUCCCUACAAACACACCAAGGAGCCUUUUCCCGCGUGGGGCCCCUCUGGAGAGGGCCAGCGCUGGUCCCACCCCACGCCAAGGGUGCUCUCGGCAUCGCUGCCGUGCCAAACCAGGGCCGGUCCCUACUGCCAGGUCAGCCUUAAAGCCAUGAGGAGGGGCUCCCCUCCACAGGAGCUCGGUGCUAAACUCAGCUGGGAGAGCGAGGCUGUCCCCAGGCAGGGGGGCAGCUCUGGGCUGGGGUCCCUGGCGGGCGCAGGGGCUCCUGGCUGGGACUCUACCUCGGCUCUGCGCCCACAGCCUGGGGCUGCCCGCGGCCCCCGGCACCGCGAGUGCCCCGGGACCGUGCCACCCCUCCAAGGACCGAGUGUCUUGAGGCCCUGUGUGACCCUGUGACUCAACACGCCCUCGCUGGCGUCACCCCCUCCCCGUGUGCCCUGUCCCCGUCACCCAAACAUGUAACCCCCGCUCCGGCUUCUCCCGUGUGACACUAGGUCAACAUCUCUCCUGUUUCCUCUUAUCGGGUGUCGUGACUCUCUGAAAACAUCUCACUCUGAAAGUUUAAGUUUUGGGUUUGUUUGGGUUUUUUUUUAUUAUUGUUAUUUUUUUUUGUAAGUGCCAUUUGUAUAACUUAAAAAAAAAUAGCUUCAAAUGGAGAAAGAUGAAUUAAAAAAUAAAACCUGCAUUCGGAUUCAACCUGGUGUGUGGUCUGUGGGGGCUGCAACAGCCUUUUAAUGAGGCAAGAGCCUGAGUGUGGAGAUUUGGGGUGGUGGAGCCUUUGUCUGACAAAAGUUGAGCUGGUUCUGGAGAGCUGAGGAGAUGAUGGGGAGGGAAUGGUGACCAAGAGGCCCCAAGGAGGUGUAAAGCCAAGGCCAGCUGGAGGCUGGGUCACCUCUGGAGAUGCUCAGCACAGCCUGAAGCCACAGCCCAGGGGCAUGGGGGACCCAUGGCUGGAUCAGGACCACCUCAUCUGCAAAGCAGCAGGAGCAAAGCUGUGCCCCACAGAGCUGCUGCUCUUGAUUCGGGUGUUUCACCUCCAUAGGACGGCCCAGACAGGAGGGAAGAGCACGGGGAUGGGGGUUUGGGUGCAAGGUUGGGUGGUGGGCAGCAAUCAGCCUCGAUUUGGGGAUGUGCAAAAGGGCAAGAUAAAGGACUGAAGUGGGGAAGGAAGCCCAGCCCAAGCCACGUCCUCCCAAAGGAGCCAGGAUGUGCCCCCAGCCCUCCCAAGAUAACUGAAACCAGCCCUGAGACUCAACCAACCUCCAGCACCUGCACCGAGAGCAGCCAGAGCUCCCCUGCCCAUCACCACAGCCUGGCUGGGCACCAACAGGCCCCUGCUUGCCUUGGAAAAUGCAAAGCUGAUUGGAAAAAGCCAAGUUUGGGAUGUGGGGGCUGCCCAGCUCUCCCCAGGCACACAGCCCAGGGGGACAGGGGGGAAGGCAUUGCCUAGAGGGACCUUCACCAUCAGAUGGGGGGGAUGAGCCCUGCAAGGGCCACAGGAAGCAGGAAGGAAGGAAGGAAGGAUGUGCAGCCCUGACAAUAAACAGCGAGAAAUCAGGGCAGAGCAGGAAACGCUGAGCAGCUCCGAUGGCCGGGCUCAGCCUCACUGUGACAUCUCCGUGUGCACGAGCAAACCUGGCUGUGACACCAGACUGUGACACCCAGCAGGGCAGCAGGCAGCUCUGCCAGGGGCUGCCCACCCCAGGCAGGGGCUCUGGAGCUGCAGGAAGGAUUCUCCCCCUUCCCCUCUCCCCAGCUGCCAGCACACAUUUCCUUUUUUCCCCUCAAGGCUGGGUUCUGCAUUUACCAUCAUUCACCACCACUCCAGCAAGAGGGGAAAUCCCCUCAGCCUUCCCCCCCAUCCUGGUUUCCAUUUAAAGGAGCGACUGGAAACCAUUUUCUAUCCCAUCCACUUUUUCCUCAGGAGCACAUGGAACAGGUUAAGCUGUUCCAGGAGGGUCAAAUGGGUUUUUGCCUUGAGACCUGGAGGGUUUCCACUGGCACAGGCUGGGAUCUGGCCCCACUCCCUGGCAUUGUCUCAGCACCAGGCUGGCACGGGCAGGACGGGAGGACAAGGUCAUGGCUGUAAGAAAAGCACACAGGUGAAAGCCAGAGUGCACAAAUUUAUUUACAAAAAAUUCAAAUUACAAUAUAAUACAGGAACUUUUUACACACAGAAUAUUAGAACUGUUUACUACCAGAAUGUAAAGAAAAAUAUUUUUUGGUUUUUUCUCCUUUUUUUUUUUCUUUUUUAAUAAACCACCUAUUUAUUUUAGCUAUUGUUAUACAAAGUUGCAGAACAUGCACAUCUUUACAGGUCUUUUUUUUUUUUUUCUUUUAAUACAACGUUUUGCUAAGUGCAAAUACUAAGUUUCUCUCUCCACCUUUAAGGCAAGUAAAUGGGACACUGCAAUUAGCUGUAAAAGUACCUGUUAUGGGAUCAGCCUGGGCACAGCAACCUCCUCAUUGCCUUCAAAACCUUUAAACAAGUGGUUCCAAAGACUGUGGGGCAGCAGGAAAGUGGGAUGCAGGAGUUAGAGACCAGGUCAAGGCUGGAUUCGGUGGCUCAGUAAGUUUUGGGCUUUUUCCCUUUUUUU
Prinia subflava (tawny-flanked prinia) is the source of this 5567-nucleotide messenger RNA. RefSeq names its product fascin actin-bundling protein 1 (gene FSCN1). The record is from RefSeq and is a predicted model, not a curated record. The transcript is spliced from 5 exons. Lineage: Eukaryota; Metazoa; Chordata; Aves; Passeriformes; Cisticolidae. Bases 87 to 1559 code for a protein of 490 amino acids. Gene Ontology annotation, molecular function: actin filament binding; protein-macromolecule adaptor activity. Gene Ontology annotation, biological process: actin filament bundle assembly; cell migration; establishment or maintenance of cell polarity. Gene Ontology annotation, cellular component: ruffle; microvillus; cell projection membrane.